Messenger RNA from Tetrahymena thermophila SB210, 699 nucleotides. RefSeq names its product transmembrane protein, putative. The record is from RefSeq and is a predicted model, not a curated record. The transcript has 2 exons. NCBI's taxonomy places the organism in Eukaryota, Ciliophora, Oligohymenophorea, Hymenostomatida, Tetrahymenidae.
AUGGUCUUUUGUACUAAGUAAAUAGAAUAUAAAGUAAAAUCUUAUUAUUGGGAUUUAACAAGAAGUCAAGCAAGAGCAUCUCUUGUUAUAUUUCUAAAUUUAAUUAGGGUUUCACCAUAAUUAAAAGCUUAGUUCUUAUUAUUAUUUAUGUUUAUUUAUCUAAUAUUUUUGAUAAAAGUAAGUCCUUAUUAAAGAUAGUAGUUAAAUAAUAUUGAUUAACUAUCAUGCAAGUUAGUUAUAACAAGUAUAUUCAUAAUAUAAAUGAUAUUACUUACAGACAAUCUAUUAUUUUAAUAACUAUUAUAAAAUAUUUUGAUUGCCAUAAAUAUGAGUUUCUUAGCAAUCUUGCUCUUAUUAAUAAUAUAAAGACCGAUUCCUUAUGAUAAAAAUAACUUAAAUAUCUUAUAAAAAUUCUAAGUUUUUAUAUCAAAAUUCAUUCCAAACUCUAUUUAUUAACUUACUUAUUAAAAAUAGAUAAAUUUAUUAAGAAUAAAUUAUCUAUGGAAAAUAGUUCAAAACUCUUUAAGGUAAGUUAUUGGUAUUGAAGCAAAUUUAAAGAACCAAAAAUGGUAUUUACAAUCGAAACUGGCUUAGUAAAGUUAAUUCAAAGUUAGAAGUCCAAUAAUUAACUAAGGAAUAACAAAUAGUUCCUUUAAAUAAGCAGUAGAGAAACACAAUUUAGAUAAAAAUCUAAAAUGA